AAGAUUGAAUGACGAAAUGACCAUGUAUGCAUACAUGAAAUUUAGUGAGUAACAAAGGAAAGCAAAAUAUUGUGAAUAGAUCCUGUGUGCUUUGUGAAGUUAAAAUAAUUCGUAAGUUAAAGCGUUAAUAGAAUGCACAGGUAAUUCAUAUGCUUCAUGUAUAUGUAUGUAGUGCAUCAAAAACUAGUGGGUGAUAGCAAUGUGCACACUGUUGAAAUAUAAGGAAAUUGCGAAAGAAGUUUUUUGUAAGCAAGAAAAUGAAACAGUGCACGCGUUAAUAUAUGUGAAUAUGUUUGUGUGUUUUUGACUUGAAUGCGUGUACUUGUGUAAAUGGAGUAAAGUCGUCGUUGAUCGACAGUGGAUUUGUUGAAGUAAAAGCAAAGAGCCAAGAAAUUGAGAGAGAAAGAGUAGCCAGACAAUUGCGAAGAAGCAAUAAGCAAAGAAGUGAAGUGAGCGUGGCGUAGUUGAAAAAAACGAAAAAUGAGUCCAAGGCGACCUAAAAAACAAUUUCUAUGAAAAAGUGGUUUUUCUAGAAAUAAAUUCCCAACCUAUCCAAAUCCAGCAACAAUAAUAAAAUAGAAGUAGCGGAAACGCUCUCGUGAGUUGAAUUACUGAUCGCGCAAUACACGGCUUGCAGAUCUGAUCGCAACUGUGCCUUGAACGCAGUAAAUGCAAUAGCCCAGAAGAAAAGCCAACAACGUGAGAGCAAUUUGUUGUCGUAUUUUAUUAUUAUUUUUGUAUUUGCUGCGACUAUUGCGAAUUCUCUUUGUGCGCUCAACUCAAAAGUGAAAGACAAAUAAGAAAAAAAUAAUAUUUUUGCUAAACGCUGAAAAGAUCAACAGCACUAUUUGCCGUACAGCGCUAUAGUGAUCCAUCAACAACUACAUACGUGUAACGCGAAUUAAAUUGGAAACUGUGGAGCAGCAGCAUCAGCGACAGUAACAGCAAGAGACUAGCAACAGCAAUACCAACAAAACUUCCGAUACAGUAUAGUUUGCAUAGGUUUUGUGGAGCGCCCAAGAGUGUGUGAAGUUGUUUGUAUUGGAGUAAAAAGCACUGUGUGAUUUGGAAUAUUUCUUGUUGUCGUCUCUUGACCCAUAUUGGACUAUAUUUCGCAAAGCGUUUGCAGCUUUGGCAAUAAAAUAAUUAGAAUUUCAAUAAAUAGAAAAACGCUUUUCAUACACACUUUUUGGAAAGUUCAUCAAUUUAAAUUUACAUAUUAUAACGGAUUGGUCCAACGUCAAAGGGCGCUGCGCUGUACUAAAUAAUUAUUUCAAAUUUCCUGACUGCGUUCGUAAAUUAAAAAAAAGCCGCUUUAAUGAUGUCGUCUGAUCAACAGUUUUUCCUAAAAUGGAACGAUUUCCAAACGAAUAUGGUGACCUCGUUCCGGCACCUGAGGGACGAGAAAAGUUUUACAGACGUAACACUUGCCUGCGAAGGACAAACUUGCAAAGCGCACAAAAUGGUUCUAUCUGCAUGUAGCCCGUAUUUCAAAGCACUUUUGGAGGAGAAUCCUUCAAAGCACCCCAUCAUUAUUUUAAAAGAUGUCUCGUAUAUACAUCUGCAAGCUAUAUUAGAGUUUAUGUACGCCGGCGAAGUAAAUGUCUCGCAAGAACAAUUGCCGGCCUUCUUGAAAACUGCUGAUCGCCUCAAAGUGAAAGGUCUGGCAGAAACUCCCAGUUCCAUAAAACGGGAAGGUUGAUGGUGGUAAAUAAAUAAAAAUAAAAAAAAAAACAGACGACUAUAUAUAAUAAUACAACAAACAUAUAAAAACAAAAUACGCCUACAACUAAAAAUAAGGAAUGAUUAUAAUUUUAAAUGAACCUAAAUAAAAGCAGUUUAAAUUUUAUUUUAAAUGCGUAAAA
This is a messenger RNA of Bactrocera dorsalis (oriental fruit fly), 1865 nucleotides long. It is a transcript of the gene lolal, whose product is annotated as longitudinals lacking protein-like. Gene Ontology annotation, cellular component: nucleus. The coding region runs from base 1319 to 1702 and encodes 127 amino acids. Gene Ontology annotation, molecular function: protein binding. Gene Ontology annotation, biological process: regulation of transcription by RNA polymerase II. NCBI's taxonomy places the organism in Eukaryota, Metazoa, Arthropoda, Insecta, Diptera, Tephritidae. The transcript has 4 exons. The record is from RefSeq and is a predicted model, not a curated record.